CGUCAUCGGCGCGCGCCGGGCGGGAGCGGGAGAGGGAGCGGGAGAGGGGCCGGGACGCGGAGCCGGGACGCGGAGCCGCCGCCAUGGCCGGGAUCCUCUUUGAGGACAUCUUCGACGUGAAGGACAUCGACCCCGAGGGCAAGAAGUUCGACCGUGUGUCUCGCCUGCACUGCGAGAGUGAGUCCUUCAAGAUGGAUCUCAUCCUGGACGUGAACAUCCAGAUCUACCCGGUGGACCUCGGAGACAAAUUCCGCCUAGUCAUUGCCAGCACGUUGUAUGAGGACGGCACCCUGGAUGACGGCGAGUACAACCCCACAGACGACCGGCCGUCAAGGGCAGACCAGUUUGAGUACGUGAUGUACGGCAAGGUGUACCGGAUUGAAGGGGAUGAGACUUCCACAGAGGCGGCCACACGCCUCUCUGCCUACGUGUCCUAUGGGGGGCUGCUUAUGCGGCUGCAGGGAGACGCAAACAACCUGCACGGGUUUGAGGUGGACUCUCGCGUUUACCUGCUGAUGAAGAAGUUGGCCUUCUAGCACACCUCCAUGACUGCCCCACAGACAUCCUGCUGGCAAGCAAAUAGGAGACCUGAAACCCCAAAUUCUGCCACAACAUCCAUGCUUCCUGGCCUCUCUGGGGCUGGGGAGGAAGGAGCAGUCCCCCUCUUCAUCCCAGCCUCUUCUGACUCCUGCUGGGAUCCACAGCUCCGUUUGGAAGGAGAGAGGUGCCUGACAUCCAAGUGGAGACAGUGCCAUGUACUCCGGUCCUGCCUGAUGGCAUCUCCUCACCUCCACUUUCCUGUGCUCAACAGUAGGCUCAGCCCUGGCUCUGGCCAGGGACAGCCAGACUGGGACAGAUGCCUGCCUGCCUCGGGCCUGGGGACCAUUCCCUCAGGAGCCAUCCCAAAGCAGGCUGACUUGGUUUUGAUUAAACUGGGAUGUUUUCUA
This is a messenger RNA of Chiroxiphia lanceolata (lance-tailed manakin), 947 nucleotides long. RefSeq names its product RNA polymerase II subunit H (gene POLR2H). NCBI's taxonomy places the organism in Eukaryota, Metazoa, Chordata, Aves, Passeriformes, Pipridae. Gene Ontology annotation, biological process: DNA-templated transcription. Gene Ontology annotation, molecular function: DNA-directed RNA polymerase activity. Gene Ontology annotation, cellular component: RNA polymerase I complex; RNA polymerase II, core complex; RNA polymerase III complex. The record is from RefSeq and is a predicted model, not a curated record. The coding region runs from base 84 to 536 and encodes 150 amino acids. The transcript is spliced from 5 exons.